Molecule: messenger RNA, 1738 nt
Organism: Daphnia pulex (common water flea)
Lineage: Eukaryota; Metazoa; Arthropoda; Branchiopoda; Diplostraca; Daphniidae
Exons: 2
Coding region: 206-1264 (352 amino acids)
Biological process (GO): sex differentiation; regulation of transcription by RNA polymerase II
Cellular component (GO): nucleus
Molecular function (GO): RNA polymerase II cis-regulatory region sequence-specific DNA binding; DNA-binding transcription factor activity, RNA polymerase II-specific
Source: RefSeq, a predicted model, not a curated record
ACUUUUGAGAACACAGAGGUUGCUGUUUACUCUCAUCCCUGGCGGCGUCCAAAAUGGCCGCCGAGCAUAACACGAAGCGCGUGUGACCCUCGAGUGAAACCCACUUGAAAAUCCCUGUGUGUGUGUGUGUGUGUCCCUGUUAAACUAUUGCACUGAAAAAUCAAUCCCGUGUCGCUAUGCAGAAAAUAUAUAUUCCGCCAAUUGAAUGAACGUCACGUCAAAAUGUGCUUUUCGUUACACAUCAAUGUCAGACAGCGACGCAGAAGAGUUGUCCGUGGGGGCACCCUCGCCCAUUUCGGCUAAAGAGCACCACCACCACCACCACCACGGUUCUAAUAUGAUUAUCAUGGACGGUGAUGAAGAAGGAUCGAGCAGCGUUUCGACUUCGAGUUUCAGGAUCCGUAAUGAAGGAGUCGACGCGAUUAACGACAGCAGCAACGGCGCCACCCAGCGCCACCCGACAUGUGCCCUCUGCAAAAAUCAUCAAACGAUAAGCACGCUCAAAGGGCACAAAAGAUACUGUCCAUGGCGACAAUGUAUGUGUGAAUUGUGCUAUGGCACGAAUAAAAAGCGAAAGAUAAAUGCGGAGCAAGUGGCCCUGAGACGGGCUCAAGCCCAGGAUGAGGAACUGCGUAAAAAGGGAAUUAUUCAACAACUCGAAAGGAUUUCCAGCUCUUCAACAUCAACAAUCACUACUACACCCUCGUCGUCGAUCCAACAGUCGCCAUCACCCGAUUGUGGGAAAGUGAGGCCGCCUCGUUCCGAGCAGCAUCAACACUCACUGCCGGGCAGGGAAGAAAGAGCGCCAAAAGUGAAAAUCGAUAAUCCAUGCCGACCUACUCCCGCCGUAGGUCAUCAAUCGAGCCCCGUAGUCUUUGGGCAACAAUUGUCGCUCGGGAGCAUCCUCAUGGGCCAGAAUGUUUCAUUGUUACGACACUCUGUAUGCGAGAAGAGAUUAGGAUUUGAAAUGCUAGGAUUCCUUUUCCGGAUCAUUCAAGACGUCAAAGCCGAGAUUGAAAGAGUCUCAUUUCAACUGAAUGAAAUUCACCAUGAAAUUCAAAUCAAGAUUCAUUCCGGAAAUGUCAAUUUUGCACCUAAUCCCAAUCUGUUUUAUGGUCAAGAUCCACUGCAGAACGGAAAUCCUGUGCCCGGACCGGGAUCCAUUCAUCAUUACCAAAUCCCUUCGACUUUUCAAACGCAAAUCCGAGCGACGGUCAUUAACGGGCCUCAUCCACCCAUACACCAAACUUUGUAUCCCAACUGAUCGUUUCUUUUUUCUAUUAUUAUUAUUAUUGAUUCUAUUCUUCAUUGAUUUACUUGCUAGCCCGAGCAAAUUAUUUUAGAUGACUUGUUUUCGUUUCUUUUUUUAAAUCAUUGAUGUUGUUUCAUUUUUGAAUUUUCUAUUAUUUCGUGUGCUUCUCUAAGAAAACCUUCUUCGCACUCUUUAACAUGAUUCAUUAUGAAAUUUAGUGAAAAAUUCCAAAUGCCAACGAAAGACGAUACCCUGAAAAUCUUUUUGCUUUGAUUGGUCGUGUUUUAGUACUGAACGAUUUAGAAGUCUAUUGUUCACAGCCUGAUGAAAACAUCCUCUCUGUACGUGAUUGUUAAGUGUAUGAUUACCACCUGAGCUUGUCAACCCCAAGGAACACAAAUCUUGAUGGGAUAUAUUUUUGGAACUGGACUGAUAUUGUGAUGUUUAAUCAUUGAAAUUGACUGGUGUGAAAUUUUCAACUGCAAA